UGCUGGGUUUAGGCACCUCUGCUCCAUAGCGCGAAGAGCGAAAGGCACGGCCGCCGCCACGCACCACCCCCCCUGCCGCCAACACGCUGUAGGUCCGCCGCCGGCAACAUUGAAGGGGCACCACAGCACACAAAGCAGAGAGUAAUGGCGUCAACAACCAUAUCGUCCUGCGCAUAUCAGGCAGUGCAAGGCGCCCACCGAUUGAAGAUCUGUCAGUUUAGUCACGGUAUUGUUGGCAUGGACGUCAAUGCUGAUGGUUUCAUCCGCUCCAGCACCUUCAGGGUUGGGGGAUUCGACUGGGCUAUCUUGUACUACCCAGAGGGUUAUGGCGACGACAGUGAGGGAUUCAUAUCAGUUUUUGUUGAGUUCAUGAGCAAGUAUGGGAAGGCGCCAGCGGUCGUCGACAUAAGACUGAUUGAUCAAGUCACUGGAAAGCCCAAAUCGUUAUUGUCAAGUGUAUUCUUUGAAGAGGAUGAGGAGCCAUUUCGAUUCAAAUCUGACAGCUUCGCAGAGGCUACCUGGGGUAAGGAGAGGUGUAUAAGAAGGGAGGCGUUGGAGGAUUCAGUGUAUGUCCGAGAUGACUGCCUUGUGAUCGAAUGUGUCAUCACUGUUUUAGGCCAAUUAAGGGUGUCUGAAACUAAACCAUUGUGUGAAAUUGAUGUGCCACCCCCUAACGCACUACAGCAUUUUCGCAAGAUGUUAGAGGAUACGUCCGCAGCAGAUGUGACCUUCGACGUUCAACAAGAAACAUUUGCUGCCCACAGGGCGGUGCUUGCUGCGCGGUCACCUGUCUUCCGGAAGCAGUUCAGCGAACCCAUGAAGGAGAAGAUGAGCCGCAUAACCAUCAACUCUGUGGAACCAGCGGUUUUCAAGGCUCUCCUCCAUUUCAUUUACACCGAUUCCUUGCCUGUGAUGGAUGAUUUCACUAGAGCUGAAAGCAAUGCUGUUUUCCAGCAUCUACUUGCAGCUGCGGAUCAAUAUGGUUUAGAGAGGUUGAAGCUUAUGUGUGCAGGCACCUUGGUUAUGAACCUUAAUGUGGAGAAUGUGGCUAGUGCACUAUGGCUAGCUGAUAAGUACAAUUGCCAGAAGCUUAAAGAAGCUUGUGUCAAUUUUAUGGCCCCUUCCAACAGAGUCGAUGCUGUGGUGGCAAGCCAAGGGUACCAGCUUCUGAAAAGAGGCUCUCCUUCUCCAUUAGCAGAUGUGUGGGAGAAGAGGAGCCGUGCUCGCCAAAGCUUUCUUUAGAGCAGAUCCAAAAGCUACAAUGCUAGAUUAUGAGUGCUUCUGUCAGCAGAAUGACUGGUAUGAUGAAAGCAGUUCCACCAAAAUUUAUUGUGCGUAUCUAGAUCCUGUGCUUUGAAAAAUCAUCUAAGCAGUCCCUGGUAACUCUUUAGCUUUUUGCGAGAAACUAUUAAUGUCAUGUUGGUCAUGUAUGUGUAGCUGUGAAAUGUUGAUCUUUAGAUGCAUUCCUGGGUCAAUUUAGCGGAUAUGCUCCAGCAAGUAUGUUCCGAAUGAUGUGUGAUCUGUUGAUUUGCAGCUUGUUUU
Molecule: messenger RNA, 1542 nt
Organism: Triticum dicoccoides
Lineage: Eukaryota; Viridiplantae; Streptophyta; Magnoliopsida; Poales; Poaceae
Product: BTB/POZ and MATH domain-containing protein 3-like
Exons: 2
Coding region: 145-1242 (365 amino acids)
Biological process (GO): protein ubiquitination
Molecular function (GO): protein binding
Source: RefSeq, a predicted model, not a curated record